AUGGCGUGUAAAUACAGCUGUCAUAUAUCUGGUCUGUAGUUAUAUAGUGUAUAGCAGACGUUGUCUGUAAUAUCAAUACCCUCAAGCUACAGUAGCAGGCUGAACUCAGCAAUGAGACGCAGCCAUGGGUCUAAAUGUAGGGGGUGCGGAGGGGUGUCCCCCCCCAGUGAGAUGCUCUAGUCGGUUUCAAAUUUGCACAGUCGGUCUCAAAAUUAGGCAUUGUAUAAAUAUACGCAAUGCUAAAACAUUUUUGGAGCCCGACUUCUAAUGAGUCAGUCUGGAUUCACAAAGCAAACAAUACUGUUUCAUUCUGGGAUCAUGUAUGCCCCUGGGGGCAGCGCGCUAAUGUCACAAGAGCCUCUCGUAAAUAUCUUCCCGUCAUUUUCCUAGGGAGACCAAAGUCAAGCCAUUCAAUGAAAACAAUAACAAACGAAGCACAGUGGUUCCAGAAGACGAGCCAAUAAAACGCAAGCCAGGAAAAUAUCAGAAACUUCUCAAAGAAUUCUCCCAAGAAUCGAGUGCUGGUGGCAUCAAUAAAAUAUUUUCGUCCAAACCUAUCCUCAUUCGGUCGAUUUGGGUUCUACUGUGUUUGGUGUGUUAUAGUGCGAUGAUAUACCUCAGCUUUUCAGCUGUGAAGACGUAUUUUACUAAUCCGACCUCUACAUUCAUUGAUGUAUCCUUUGAAACAGUAAGUAAGAAUAUAUGGGAGGGUUUCACAGAGGGGGAUUUGUGUUCCCUUGGAAAUUUUUCUUUUGUUUCCCUAGAAAUAUUUCACCACGUUCGCUUCUUCCCCAACCUUGAUUGUUUCCUUGUUCGCUGUGAAUUUUUGGCUUUGUUCCCUUGUUCUUAUUCCAAAAUUUGCCUUGUUUCUUUCUUCUCUGGAUGCCCCUGCGGCAGCCGGCGUGUAUAUUGAAAUGAUAAGAGUGUAUAUGCAAUAUAUGCUAAGUUCUUUGUAGAAUUGCAUGGCGAUAAAACAUUUACUGCAAAGUUUUCGUUCCGUAAUCCCGGAUCUUCAUCAGUGCCAAUACUAUCGAAAGCGUUGCAGUAAAUUCACGUGGUGUUUCCACAAACAAAAAGUAUAAUAUUAUAGUGUAUAUACUGUUCAAAAACUGCGUCUUGGACAAAAUAUUGCAGAGUUAAUGUACAUCAGUAAUAUCCUGAGCAAGGUACAGGGUAAUCAUGUCCUCGCAGAUAUAUCUCAGAAUAAGGAAGGACACAUCUCAAAAGUGAUCGAUUCACGGGGCAAGGAUAAUUACUACCCUAAGUGAAACUCUCGAAGCACAGAAGACAACCAACCACAUUCCUACAUUACACACGUAAAAACGCACAAGUUGUAACAAACCUGAAGCAGACUUGUAGCAAUACUGUUCCAACAACUUGUCAACAGGAUUGUUCGCACUGCUUGUUCCCAGCUUGUUGACAACAUGCUAUAAGGUUGUUGAGGUCAACAGACUUGUUACAAGUUGUUUCAACAACUUGUUAUCGUCCUGCAAUUCAACAAUUUGUCAACAAGUUGUGAGUGACAACCUUGUAGCAACCGGAUGAAAUAAUAGCAUUGUUACAACUUGUUGACAAGCUUGCUACAAGCCUGUUGCGAACGCAUCUUGUUAACAAGUUGUGACUCGGAUUUAAAUGUGCACUAGGUCGAGCACGAAUUUUUACUAAGCACAUCAGUCAAGUCAGAGCAUGUAUGGAGCGUAACAAUCUUUCAUUUUCCUGUGUAUUUAUAGGAUCUACCAUUCCCAGCAAUAACCAUUUGUAAUCUGAACAAAUUCAGAGCAGGUGGCUUACACCAUCAUCUUCCAAAUGUAAGCAGACUCCUUAGAAACUACCGCAACAAAAAACAAUUUCAACGAGGGCCAUCAAAAAGUGACUGGCAAAGUUCUGAGGAGCAGAAAAGGUUUUUCUUUGAAAAAGUGUGGAGUAGGAGUGGAAUUGGUACAAGUGACAUGGGUUCUGCGAAUGUGGAUUCCGUCUCGUCUACAGAUAUCCUGGAAACUGUGAUAGAGGAAGCGAGUGCCAAGUACCCCCUGGAACAAUUGAAAAAGGCAGGACAUCUAUUUGAUAAUCUCGUUGUCAGUUGUCGCUGGAUGGGAAUACAGUGCAAAACUGG
Messenger RNA from Paramuricea clavata, 2113 nucleotides. The record is from the annotation of a GenBank genome assembly. Lineage: Eukaryota; Metazoa; Cnidaria; Anthozoa; Malacalcyonacea; Plexauridae.